Molecule: messenger RNA, 2217 nt
Organism: Lodderomyces theae
Lineage: Eukaryota; Fungi; Ascomycota; Pichiomycetes; Serinales; Debaryomycetaceae
Gene: MIG1
Product: transcription factor
Exons: 1
Coding region: 1-2217 (738 amino acids)
Cellular component (GO): cytoplasm; nucleus
Molecular function (GO): RNA polymerase II cis-regulatory region sequence-specific DNA binding
Source: RefSeq, a predicted model, not a curated record
AUGUCGUCACCGUCACCAUCACCAUCACCAUCUCUAUCACCGUCACCACUGCCAGCAAAGGAACAGAAGAACAAAGACGAUAGACCAUACAAAUGUACAUUCUGCGACAAGGCUUUCCAUCGAUUAGAACACCAAACUAGACAUAUCAGAACCCACACGGGAGAAAAACCACACCCUUGUACUUUCCCUGGAUGUACCAAACGUUUCAGUCGAUCCGACGAAUUAACAAGACAUUUGAGAAUCCACACGAAUCCUUCAUCACGAAAGAGAAAAAGCAAGAAUGAUGCUAGUGCAAACACUACUGGACACACUUUCCCAGCUACUCACAUGGUGCAACCUAUACCUAUAAGCGUACAUUCUGGUCUACAGCAACCGCUACAUCAACAAUCGCAACAACAACCACAACCAUUUAUAAUCGGUACCAAUGGACAGUAUCCAGCUACUGCUCCUCCUCCUGUACUGGUUUCAGUUGAUAGCAAUGGUAACACAAUUUACCAUCAACCUUAUCCUGUUUACUUGAUACCACAUUCAAAUGGAUUUGUGCAACCAGUACUACCCCAAUCAAACCCACAUCAACAAAAUCAAUUUACCCCUGAGUCAUCAGCUUCACCAGCGCAGCCAAUACAUUCGAAUAAUUUGUCUACACGUGAUGCUGCUAUGGUACCAUCACACCAUCAACAACAAGGCUCAGCUAUAUUUUCACUCCCUUCGUCACCAACAAACUUGCACCAUAAUGCAGUAUUCGCUCAGCAACAGCAACAGCAACAGCAACAGCAACAAUCAGCACAGACCACCACUGUGCACAACAACAGCUCGCAGGCAGCACAUGCGCAACAUUUAAACCACCACCAGCGUCCUGUCUUGAGUGCAAGAACCAUCUCUUCCGAUGCUAUCAGAUCAUACAAUAUGAGCCAUAGUAAUGAUCCUGUGAAUAUAUCGCCACCAUUCCCACAGCGCCAUUACCAAUUACAACAACAACAGCAGCAGCAGCACCAACUACAGAAUGACAUUCAAAAAUCGCAAUCCUCAUCUAGUAUAUUGUCGGAAAACCAACGAAUUUUCAGUAAUCCAGAAUCAUCUAUACAAUCAUUGGGCACUUCUCCAGAGAGUGAUACUUCAUUUACAUCAAGUUCUAUGCCACCACCUUUGCUACCAAAACAACCACAACAACAGCUUCAACAACACCCACAACCGUCUGCAACUACGGGUGGUGCUUCCAUAACUACUGCCGUUCCCUCUUUUAGCAACUUACACGAGUAUUUUCAACAAAAAAACCAAAACGGAGGAAGAACAUUGAACCGAGACUCUUCAUCAACAACCUCGCUUUCUUCAUUGAAUGGUAAAUUAAAAUCAUCCAACAAUUCUUCAUCGUCAUCAUCAUCAUCAACAACAAACUUGUCCAAUCUCUCCAAUUUGACGAGAAUGACACCGCUAAAAUUCCCCUCUAGUGCAACAAUAACCAAAUCACAAAGCAGAUCCAAUUUGAGCAACUUGCCAAAACAAGUGUCAUCAACAUCGCUAAAUUUGGAAUUUUAUAAUAGCCAAAAUGCUAACAACAACAACAACAACUACAUCAGUAACGGCAGCAUUGGUAAUGGAUUGAGCCACGUAUCCAAGAAAUCAAGACCCAAUUCACCUGUGCUUUUAUCCACUACUCCCAACCAUCCAUCAUCCAUCCAUUUGUCUAAUAAUGCACGCAAAUUUAAUUCAAGCUUUAUAAUAUCGCCCAAUGAAACCCCAUUGCAAACACCUAGUCAAUCACCACAAUUACAAGCUGAAUCAGGAAAUGGCGAUUUGGGUGCACAAGCUAAUUCCUUCUCAUUGCAAGAUCACAAUGAGACCAAGGGUCAAACUUACAAUGGUGACGACACUAACGCAAAUACAAAGUUGGAUAACACAGGGGCCAUGAAACUGGAUGAUAGUAUCGCCACUACUGGUACGCAAUUACCACCAAUCCGAUCAGUAAUGAGUUUCACUUCAUUGAAGAAUAUGCCACCACCGCCACAACAACAGACUGAUCAUGGCAAUGGGACAACUUUUGGGGGAGACAAUACUCUGCUUCGGAGCUCAAGUGGGCAAAACAGCAGUCAAGAGACUGUAGUCACGGAAGUUGUUGUUGUUGCUGCUGGCGCCAAGAACAACAGUAGUGACGUCAGACAAGAAAGCGCGGAUAGAGGAGCUCCACCUACAAUGAGUGUCAGUAGUUUGUUGAGUUGA